UGUCAAAUUCAGGCUGACUCUUUUUUUUUACAAUCGAGGAUUUGGAACAUUCGUAAUCUGAAAGUAAAUAGAGGGAAGUUUAUUCUGUGCUGCGUUUCACAACGAGCUCAGAAUGGUUCUUUGACGGCACCAUCUAAGCAAAGGUUCCAGAUUGGUGACAAAUUUAGAUCACCUUCAACCCCUUCAACCGCAGUGAAGCAUAGGGGCUAAGUUUGUUUUGGUGUCGUUGGCAGUUUUAGUUUUACAACAAAUAAUUCAGUUCGUGUGUGGGUCUGAUGAAAAAGUAUAAUUACAACAAGGUCAGCCAGCGGGAAUCGGAAGUACAAUCAUCACCGAUCAACGGCAACGUCGGAUCGUCGACGGUGAUCGAAACCGGAAUGUACGUCCGCGAUUGGCGUCAGGCUCUGCGUACGCCACCCUCUUAUCGGAUCGGAAACCGAACAAUCCGGUUGCAGGUUCAUCUGAUAUGGCCACUGGCUGUACUGGCAGGAGUAGUUCUGCUUCUCAUUUACCUAGUCAGUUCAUCGCCCCUGGUCACGAAUGGGCCCCGAAUCUCCAGCCUUGACAAAAGUGCAGUGAUUUUCUACAAUCACACAUAUCCACUGACCAGCCCGAUCGUUAGCAAUGGAAUGUAUUCGUUUCGAAUAGGAAUAAUUGCAGAUCUGGAUACGGCUUCCCGGGCUGCUGCCGGCAAGGAUUCGUGGAGCAGCUUCCUGCUGAAGGGAUAUCUAAGCUACAUACCGUCGAAGAACAGUAUUACCGUUUCCUGGGACGAGUCCGGGCCGAAGGAAAUCAAGUCGAGUUUUUCCCUAAAAGGCCGGGGCAUGGAACUGUCCGAGUUAGUCGUGUUCAACGGGAGGCUUCUAACUUUUGACGAUCGCACGGGACUAGUGUAUGUCGUCGAUAAGGAUGCCGUCUAUCCGUGGCUGUUGCUGAUGGAUGGCGACGGAAAAGCCAGCAAAGGAUUCAAAUCCGAAUGGGCUACCGUCAAAGAUCAGGUUCUCUACGUAGGCUCUAUGGGCAAAGAGUGGACAACGGCUGCUGGGGAGUUUGAAAAUAACAAUCCUAUGUACGUGAAGGCUAUAACCGUUCAUGGAGAGGUUUAUCAUCUCAACUGGGAGUCUAAUUUCAAAGCGCUUCGCAGUGCCAUUGGCAUCGAGUGGCCCGGCUACAUGAUCCACGAAUCGGGUGUCUGGUCCAACGAGUAUCGGCGCUGGUUCUUUCUUCCUCGGCGCUGUUCCAAAGAUCGGUACAAUGAAACCCGCGACGAGCACAACGGCUGCAAUUAUCUUCUGUUGGCGGAUGAAUCUUUUCACUCCGUCAAACCGGUGGAGUUGAAGCGAACAAACGUUCCGCGAACGCAUGGAUUUUCCAGCUUCAAAUUUUUGCCGAGCACCAACGAUAACAUCAUCGUGGCUUUGUCUACGGAAGAACUGAACGGAAAAACUUCAACCUUCAUUAGCGCGUUCAAUGUUCAAGGCGAAGAAAUAAUGCCUGAAACUCGGAUACCGACCAGCUAUAAGUUUGAAGGACUUGAGUUCAUGUAAGGGAGAAGGAUUAGUGUUCCCGGAUCAUCCUCAGUCGAACUGAAUAGUAAUUAGGUAAAUCAAUUGUUGUACAUAGCCCAAACUGUACCAGGAAACCCUGAUACUCGUAUCACACCGCAGCGAAAACGCAUAGAAAGAGUAUUACUACAUUCUACAGGAUACACAUAACAAACAAGAUUAUAUUAGGUUCAGUUUAUCCUAAACGCCACUAGCGAAACGACAGAAGAGAACAAUAGAAUCACAUUAGUUACAAAGAAAUUUAAAUUUACUAUGUAAUAGUUCCACUUCACUGAAAUUGACUAUUCUGCUGGCUAAAGUGUUUUAUAUCGUUCGACCCUUGUUGUGAUAUUAUUUUCUAAUUUAUUGAGAACGAAAUCAAUAAAGUAAAAACGGAUCCAA
This is a messenger RNA of Uranotaenia lowii, 1946 nucleotides long. Its product is annotated as apyrase-like. Gene Ontology annotation, biological process: proteoglycan biosynthetic process. The record is from RefSeq and is a predicted model, not a curated record. NCBI's taxonomy places the organism in Eukaryota, Metazoa, Arthropoda, Insecta, Diptera, Culicidae. The transcript is spliced from 3 exons. Bases 276 to 1547 code for a protein of 423 amino acids. Gene Ontology annotation, molecular function: calcium ion binding; UDP phosphatase activity; GDP phosphatase activity.